This is a messenger RNA of Quercus robur (English oak), 813 nucleotides long. RefSeq lists its product as uncharacterized. The transcript is spliced from 3 exons. Gene Ontology annotation, molecular function: manganese ion transmembrane transporter activity; iron ion transmembrane transporter activity. Lineage: Eukaryota; Viridiplantae; Streptophyta; Magnoliopsida; Fagales; Fagaceae. Bases 1 to 813 code for a protein of 270 amino acids. Gene Ontology annotation, cellular component: membrane. The record is from RefSeq and is a predicted model, not a curated record. Gene Ontology annotation, biological process: intracellular manganese ion homeostasis.
AUGGCUGAGAACACUGGCGGAGCCACCAGCACCAGCAGGCUGCUAAGGGCAGAGGAUGGAAGAGGAGAUAGUGAGAGUGAGAGAGGUGGUGCAAGUGGAAGACCAAGAGAGCCUUGGAAGGGAGAGUUUGUGAAGAGCAUAGUGUAUGCUGGACUUGAUGCCAUUGUCACUUGCUUCUCUCUCAUUUCAUCCAUUUCCGCUAGCCGUUAUUCCUCAGUGGAUGUGUUGGUGCUUGGAUUUUCAAACCUGGUUGCUGAUGGGAUAUCAAUGGGGUUUGGGGAUUUUGUAUCCAGCAGCACGGAGAAGGAUGUGGCUGCAAAGGUAAGGGCAGUGACUGCGUGGGAUGUCACAAACCACGGCGGCAAUGAGCAAGAGGAAUUACUAAGACAGUAUGAAGCUCUUGGGAUGGAUAUUAAUGAUGCCACCACGGUGGUGAACAUAUUUGCAAAAUACAAUGAUAUCUUUGUGGAUGAGAAGAUGAUGGCUCAUAAAGGAAUACUACCGCCAGAUGAAGCAGAUAAGCCAUGGAAGAAUGGCCUGGUGACGUUUGCUGCCUUCCUUGUGUUUGGGAGUGCCCCUCUCCUCUCAUUCAUCAUCCUUAUUCCAUUCACAAAUAAUGACUCCAUCAAGUUUGUUGGUGCAUGUAUCCUUUCUGCAUUUGCGCUUGCGCUGCUGGGGAUGGCAAAGGCCAAGAUUGCAGGCCAGAAUUAUGCAUUCUCUAUGGCGAUUACUCUCUUCACCGGUGCUAUUGCUGCAGCAGCAGCUUACACCCUGGGAUCGGUACUCAAGAAUGUGGCUGGAGUACAAGAUUGA